Messenger RNA from Artibeus jamaicensis (Jamaican fruit-eating bat), 3227 nucleotides. RefSeq names its product family with sequence similarity 13 member C (gene FAM13C). The transcript has 15 exons. NCBI's taxonomy places the organism in Eukaryota, Metazoa, Chordata, Mammalia, Chiroptera, Phyllostomidae. The record is from RefSeq and is a predicted model, not a curated record. The coding region runs from base 322 to 1827 and encodes 501 amino acids.
GGGGGAUUUCAGCACCUGGGCAGAAACAGUCGGGCUUUCCUAUUGCCAGCCCCGGGGGUGGCUGGCACCGAGAGGUCUGCGUUAAACGCCGCUCGGGGCUGCCUUCAGGAUAAUUCCUUCAGCAGCACCGCUGUAACCGAGAGUGAGGAAGACAUCGUCAUCUCAGUGCAUGACGACCAGGCUGAUUGCUCCAGUCUCAGAGAUGAAGACAACAAAGAAAAUUACCCUGACACUGAGGCUCUUCUAGAGGAGCCCGAGCCGUCCCGGGAGCCCCAGCAUGUAGAGCAGACCGUGCUGGUGGACGGCGUGCUGCGACCCAGCAUGGGCAACUUCAAGUCCAGGAAACCCAAGUCCAUCUUCAAAGCAGAGAAUGGGAAGAGCCACGGAGAAAGUCAGGAGACAGAGCCUGUGGCGCCCAGCGAGUCGGAAUGUCGGGGGAGAGCAGGAAUGCCAGCUCACGAGAGUCCGCAAAACCACCCUUUCCGGGGCCAGGAACCUGUGUGGCUUCAACCAAGAAUAGACCAGAGGGCUGCCACUCUGCCGAAGGAUGCCUUUGAAACUCAGCAGGAUUUAAAUGAGGAAGAAGCUGUUCAGGUGCAUGGAGGCAAGGACCCAGCCCCCGCGUCUACCCAGAGUGUGCCAGCCGAAGGGGACGAGGCUGCAGACCCUGUGCCAGUCUACAGAGACGGACCGAGUGAAGCAGACAGUGCCCCAGAAGACCUUCAGUCUUUUGGGACCAGCCGGCUGCUCUAUCACAUCACUGACGGUGACAACCCACUGCUGUCCCCUCGAUGCUCCAUCUUCAGCCAAAGCCAGAGAUUCAACUUAGACCCCGAAUCAGCCCCUUCUCCACCCAGCACUCAGCAGUUUAUGAUGCCCCGAAGUUCUUCCCGGAGUGGUUGUGGGAGCAAGGAGCCGCAGACCAUUGCCCAGCUUACCAAGCACAUCCAGAGCCUCAAGCGGAAAAUCCGGAAAUUUGAAGAAAAAUUUGAACAAGAAAAGAAAUACCGGCCUUCCCACGGUGACAAGACUUCUAAUCCUGAAGUCCUGAAAUGGAUGAAUGAUUUGGCUAAAGGCCGUAAACAGCUCAAAGAACUAAAACUGAAGCUGUCAGAGGAACAAGGAAGUACUCCCAAAGGCCCACCUAGAGACCUGUCCUGUGAGCAACCCACAGUCCCGAGAGAGAGUGUGAAGCCAGAAGCUGUGGGCCCUGAGCCCAGCUCCUCUGGGGAGGAGACUCCAGAUGCUGUGUGGACAUGCUUGAAGGAGAAGAGAGAGCAGCUUCCCUCUCAGGAGGAUUCUAAGGUGAUUAAGCAAGACAAGAACCUCAUAAAGCCUCUUUAUGAUCGAUGCAGAAUUAUCAAGCAAAUCUUGUCAACACCUUCCCUGAUUCCAACGAUCCAGGAGGAAGAGGACACUGAUGAAGACUGUCCACAGGGAAGCCAACAGCCUUCUUUGCCAAAUCCAGCAUCUCAUAUUCCUGGUGGCGAUCACCUUACCUUCUCUAAUGAGAUUGAGCCUGUAAGGGUCCUGCUACCAGAAGAAAAGAAAGAAAUCAAACCACCAGCCCUCUCCAUGUCCAAUUUACAUGAGGCCACCAUGCCUGUACUUCUUGACCAUCUCCGAGAAACUAGGGCUGACAAGAAGAGACUUCGGAAAGCCUUAAGAGAAUUUGAAGAGCAAUUUUUUAAACAAACAGGAAGAAGUCCACAAAAGGAAGAUAGGAUACCCAUGGCAGAUGAGUACUAUGAAUACAAGCACAUAAAAGCCAAAUUGAGACUACUAGAGGUCCUAAUCAGCAAGCAAGAUGUGGCCAAAACAAUUUGAAGUUCAAGAAAUGUUUGUGAUAACUUUCAUCCAAGAUAAAGUUUAUUUUCCUCUGCUAUUCUUGCUGAGUAAGUAGUUUUGACAUACCGAAAACUGAAGCACUUUAGUGGUAGUAUUAGCUGUUUUUAAGAAGGGAUGGCAAGUGUAAUUAUAAAUGAUGAAGAGAUUUACAUGGGGGGAAAUACAAUAUGUAAUAAUAUAAUUAGAAAAAUAAAAUUCAAUGUACUCUAUGCCAAGGAGAAAACUCACAGUCAGUAUAUUUCAGAAAACACCUAAUAUUUUAUCAAUUCUAAAUAACACAUGGCAUCCACUUGUUCAAUGGGCCACUGGUUAGAGAAAGUCUGGUGUCCAAAGAUUGCUUAUGCUGAUUUAUGGAAAAAAGCAAGAUUUUUAAAAAUCAAUGAGAGGAGAAAAAGAAACUCUGCUUUUUUAGGUAGGAAGGAAUACAGAUAGUAAGAAUGUAACUUAUUUGAAACUUCUAAUAGAUUUUUAAGUGUUAAAAAAAUCUACUACCUUGUCCCCUAUGUCUGCUAGGUGUUCAGUACCCUAAAAUAUACUGAAAUGUGUCACUGCUAAUUUUUUAUUUCUAUAUAAAAAUAGCACAUUAUUUUAUGUUAAUUGAAAUUUUACAUUUCUGAUUACCAAAGUUCAUUCUGAUAGCAUGUACUUUGUGAAUUAUCUUUGUCUAUGAUUGACAGAUGUUUAUAUUAAAAUAAAAUAUUGUACUGAAAUUUGAAAAUAGGUAUUUUGGAUAGAUAAGUGUCUGCAGUAUAUAUCUAAUGUGAUCAUAGUUAUGAUUGCUAAUCUUUUUGUUUACUAUAACUAAGAUUAUAUAACUAUUUUUCCAUUGGGAAUAUGCAUUUUUCUUAAUGUUCCAAGGUCUAUACUUUGUAAAGUUAAAGAGAUUUCUCAUGAGCUAUAGUAUAGUUAUUCUUCAUUCUGUAUAAAAUGAAAGAUUUGAGAAUUGUUUGCUAUGACACCUUGGAAAAAAGCCAGAAUAUUUUAUUUGCUUCAUCAACUUUAGUGUAUGUUGUUUUGUGUUAUUUUGUACUAAAACACGUUUAUUAUUUUUGCUUUUGUAAAAAUAAGGUCGACAUUUUCUCUCUUGUACCAGCCAUGUUUGUAGUUCUAUUUUCUGUAAUAUUUAAGCAUGAUGUUGAGCAAAUUCACAUUUUCAUAUAGUCCGGAUGGGAGGAAUAUUGACUAUUUCAGAGGCUUAUUGUUUUCGCUGUAUUUACCUGAUAUUUUGUAACUUUUAAGAAUCAGAAUAAUGUUCUUCAUAAAUUUGUUUAAUUGAAGUCACCUACUUGUAACAGGACAGACACACAACUAUUUGAGGUUUACAAACUACAUCUUUGAUAAGGGAAAUGAUUUCGUGACAUGUACACAAUUCUAUUAAA